Tachysurus fulvidraco (yellow catfish) is the source of this 3655-nucleotide messenger RNA. RefSeq names its product E3 ubiquitin-protein ligase TRIM39-like. Gene Ontology annotation, molecular function: zinc ion binding; protein binding; ubiquitin-protein transferase activity. Gene Ontology annotation, biological process: protein ubiquitination. The coding region runs from base 304 to 2001 and encodes 565 amino acids. The record is from RefSeq and is a predicted model, not a curated record. Lineage: Eukaryota; Metazoa; Chordata; Actinopteri; Siluriformes; Bagridae. The transcript is spliced from 8 exons.
AGAAUACUUAAAAUAAACCUAAAACAUCACAGAUACAUGACUGGUAUUACAGCACAUUAUUGUAGUAAUGCUGCCAUCAGCUGGUAAAAAGAUGAAAUAGCAGGGUCCACGACACAAGGAAGUGACUGAAGUGCAAGUGAACAGCAGUUAGAGCUCAUCGAGAACAAACUCUUAUUUUCACAUUAAUUCCAGAAAUUAUCUGCAGGAUAUUCACUGACUCUGAAAGGAGUGUAUAUAUGUAGACAAUCCUCACCCCCUGAACACAGACGAAUAAAAUAAAGGUUUAAACACAAGAGGAAGCAAAUGGCUGAAUCUUCACAACCAACAAAAGGCAGAAAAAGGAAGAUCAUGAGUGAAACACAUACAUUUUCUCAUGGCUCCAGCAGUCUCCUGUCUGAAGAUCAGCUGCUGUGUUCGAUCUGUCUGGAUGUGUUCACUGAUCCAGUCACCACUCCAUGUGGACACAACUUCUGUAAGAGCUGCCUUACAAAGUACUGGGACAAGAGUCAACACGGUCUCUGUCCAUUAUGUAAAGAGGAAUUCACCAAGAGACCUGAACUGAAGAUUAAUACAACACUGAGAGAGGUUGCAGAUCACUUCAAGAAAAAAUGUGGUUCUGAAAAACCUGAGGUUCUUUGUGAUGCCUGCAGUGGAGAGAAGCUGAUGGCCCUGAAAUCCUGUCUGGAUUGUGGACUGAGUUUGUGUAAAACUCAUCUAGAGCCUCAUAAUCAUGUUUCAAAAUUUAAGAAGCACAAGCUAAUAAACCCUGUGGAGAACCUGGAGGACUACAUAUGCCAGAAACAUGAGAGAGCUCUGGAGCUGUUCUGUAGAGAUGAUCAGACGUGUGUGUGUCAGUUCUGUACUGAGACAGACCACAAGAAUCACAACACUGUUCCUAUAGAGGAGGAGAGCAGAGAGAGGAAGACUCAGCUGGUGGAAACACAGACAGAUGUGCAGCAGAUGAUUCAGGACCGACUGAAGAAGAUAAAAGAGAUCCAACACUCAGUAGAGCAAAGCAAGAGAAGCACAGAGAAAGAGAAAGCAGACAGUGUUGAAGUUUUCACUGCUCUGAUUCGCUCCAUUGAGAGAAGUCAGGCUGAGCUGCUGGAGGUGAUGGAGGAGAAGCAGAAAGCAGCAGAAACGCAGGCUGAAGGACUCAUUAAAGAGCUGAAGCAGGAAAUCCUUGUGCUAAAGAGGAGAGACACUGAGCUGGAGCAGCUCUCACACACUGAGGAGCAUCUCCACCUCCUACAGGUUUACUCCUCCAUGUGCAGCCCUCCACACACCAAGAACUGGACUGAGAUCAGUAUUAACACUGAUGUGAGUGAGGACACUGUGAGGACAGCUCUGUCUCAGCUUCAGCAGACUCUGAAUGAGAAACUCACUAAAACACUCAAUGACAAGUUAAAGGAAACAGUUUCCACAGAACUGAAGAGGAUUCAGCAGUAUGCAGUGGAUGUGACUCUGGAUCCUGAAACAGCAAAUCCAAUUCUCAUCCUGUCAGCUGAUGGAAAACAAGUGACAUGUGGAGACACACGACAGAAUCUCCCUGAUACACCACAGAGGUUUAAUACAUGUGCCUGUGUUCUGGGAAAGCAGAGUUUCUCUUCAGGGAGAUUUUAUUAUGAGGUGCAGGUCAGAGGGAAAACUGAAUGGGAUGUUGGAGUGGCCACAGAGAACAUUAACAGGAAGGGGAAUAUUAUAGAGACUCUUCAGAAUGGAUUCUGGACUGUGUGGCUGAGGAAUGAGAAUCAGUAUCAGGCUUGUGUUGGUCCCCCUGUCCCCCUCACACUGAGAGAGAAGGUGGAGGUUGUGGGGGUGUUUGUGGAUUAUGAAGAGGGUCUGGUCUCCUUUUAUGAUGUGAAGUCCAAAUCUCAUAUCUACUCUUUCACUGGUCAGUCUUUCACUGAGAAACUAUAUCCAUACUUCAGUCCUUGUUUAAACGAAGAAGGCAAAAAUUCAGCACCACUGAUCAUCUCUCCUGUAUUUAAAACUGAAUAAAUUUAAACCUCCCAAAUUUGAUCAUCAGGGGCCAGUUGUUCAAAAAAUUUAAUCUGGAUCAAAAUGAUCCGGAUUUGGAAAUCCCAUUUUUUUCUAUUCAGUAUCAGGUAAUCCGUCUUACUUUUACGCCGAUUUUUCAAAGCAACAUUGGAUUCGAUAACCCUGAUCCACAUACACCGUUUUCACGAUUACCAAAUCCGGAUUACCUGUGCUCUAAAUGGGACAACAUAUCACAACGUGGGCUACCAGCUAUGUAAAGAACAGGUAGAAGAGCCAACAUGGGGUCACUGUAAGAGUUUUUUAUUUUGAGACAAAACCCAAAAAUAACAAACAUCCACUUCCAUUCAUAAUAUCUUUUAUGACCCCUCAUCUGAGUUUUCAUACAUUGAGUCAUACAUUGUGGAUAUUUUGAAAAAGUCUUAAAAAAAAUAAAAUGGCUAAAUGUCCAAUAGUUAACAAAAUAAAGAAUUUUCAGUCUUCUUUUUCAUCUGAGGAGGAGAGACCAGCAUUUCCAAGCUCUGCUUUUAGGAGGUGGAUCUGAAGUUUUGCUUCAAUAAAAGUAUAUACACUAAAUGAUACAAAUGUAUUAUUUGACCCAUUUUAAAGUAUCACUACAUUUUCCUCCUGGAAUCCAGCUUGGAAUCCUACCCCCUGUUAGGAUCAGGAUAAUCCUGUUUUUAGAUCAAAGUUAUCCAAAUCCUACUGACAAGUUUUGAACAACACAAACUGAAGGUUUGAUCCAGGAUAAAACUAGGAUUGGAUUUUGUAAUCUAAUCGGAUUUCAGAUUCUUUCUUUCCCUUUUGAACAACCCAUUUUCAAGAUUUGAUCCAAUCCGAUAACCAAAAUCCGAUCUGUUCCUUGCUCCAGUGGACCGCAGAGGAGUUCGUGGACAACCCGCGCUGUGAGAGAGUGAGUUGAACUGUGUUUCCGAGGACGGAGCUGAGAGAGUUAAGCUAAUCUAAUGUUUUAAAGGUGAGAGUCUAGCCCUAGACAUAGUUUAUAUACAUUAGAAUGUAUUUUUUUCUCUUUUGCCAUAGUGUUGACUGGAAAUUGAAGGCGGCUCUGUAUCAAAUAGUAACUCCCUUAUUAUACCGAGCCUGGUGGUGAAAGGGUUAAAACAAACAAAACUCUGUUUCUCUUUAAAACUUCAUCAAACAUUCAUAUUUUAUUUAGAAAUAAAAAUCUCAGGUUAAAAUCUCUUUAUCAGCACUAAUAAGCAAAUGUUUAAAAGGACGGACAGCAGAGGGAGCUUCAUUAAUAUUCAUAGUGUAAGUGCUACCUGAUUGGUCAGUGAAAUGUUUCAUAUGUAUGUAACUAUGUUUUUAAAUUCUUUUUUUAACUGUAAGAUUAUAAGUCUCUCAGCUUUAUUUGUCCAGCAAAACAACAACAUUACUUUCAGAAUCAUUCAUUAUUUCCACACAAUGUUUUACUAACAUCUAGAAUCUUUCAUUUCUACAAGUGAAGCUGAAUUCUAUCAAAUAAUGAAGCUGAACAGUGAAGGUAUAACUGCACUGAUCCAAUAAAUAACAGACACCAAUCAUACAGAUGUCUUGUGUAAUUUUACUUUGUGUUCUCUCUCUCUCUCUCUCUCUCUCUCUCUCUCUCUCUCUCUCUCUCUCUCUCUCUCUCUCUCUCUCUCUCUCUCUCUCUCUC